Messenger RNA from Magnolia sinica, 2394 nucleotides. Its product is annotated as delta-1-pyrroline-5-carboxylate synthase-like. Gene Ontology annotation, cellular component: cytoplasm. The transcript is spliced from 20 exons. The record is from RefSeq and is a predicted model, not a curated record. Bases 75 to 2261 code for a protein of 728 amino acids. Lineage: Eukaryota; Viridiplantae; Streptophyta; Magnoliopsida; Magnoliales; Magnoliaceae. Gene Ontology annotation, molecular function: glutamate-5-semialdehyde dehydrogenase (NADP+) activity; glutamate 5-kinase activity; ATP binding.
CCUUAGGCCCUGUUUCUGUUUUGUUUUCUCCAGAGAGAGAGAGAGAGAGAGGGAGAGAGAGAUUCUGCAACGUCAUGGAUCCUGAGCGGGAAUUCAUCAAAGACGCGAAGCGUAUAGUCGUCAAGGUUGGGACAGCUGUAGUCACCAGAAGCGAUGGAAGACUAGCAGUGGGCAGACUGGGAUCACUCUGUGAGCAGCUCAAAGAUUUGAACUGUCGAAGCUAUGAGAUUAUUUUGGUUACUUCAGGCGCUGUUGGUGUUGGCCGCCAACGGCUUAGAUAUCGGAGAUUAAUCAACAGCAGCUUUGCGGAUCUCCAACAACCAGAAGAAGAACUUGACGGAAAGGCUUGUGCAGCUGUGGGACAAAGUGGCCUCAUGGCUCUCUAUGAUGUUUUGUUUAGUCAGUUGGAUGUGUCAUCGUCACAGCUUCUUGUGACCGAUAGAGAUUUUAAGGAUCCAGAAUUCCGCAUGCAGCUUUCUGAAACUGUGAAUUCAUUGUUAGAUCUGAAGGUUAUUCCCAUUUUUAACGAGAAUGAUUCAAUUAGUACCAGACGAGCUCCAUACGAGGAUUCUUCUGGUAUCUUUUGGGAUAAUGACAGUUUAGCAGCUCUAUUGGCUUUGGAAUUAAAAGCGGAUCUUCUUGUUCUGUUGAGUGAUGUGGCCGGCCUAUAUAGUGCUCCUCCUAGUGAAGCUCAUUCAAAGCUUAUAUAUACAUAUGUAAAAGAGACACAUCAAGGGACGAUAACAUUUGGAGACAAAUCGAGGGUAGGAAGAGGGGGUAUGACUGCUAAAGUAAAAGCUGCUGUUUGUGCAGCCAGUUCAGGGACCCCUGUUGUUAUUACCAGUGGUUUUGGUACUGAUAACAUCAUAAAAGUAAUUCAAGGAGAACGUGUUGGCACUCUCUUUCAUCAGCAUGCAAUUUUAGGGUGUCCACGUAAACAAGUUGGCGCCCGGGAGAUGGCAGUUGCAGCAAGGGAAUGUUCAAGGCGACUUCAGGGCCUAUCUUCGCAAGACCGAAGAAAAUUUUUACUGGACAUUGCUGAUGCCCUGGAUGCAAAUGAGAAGUUGAUCACUGUUGAGAAUGAAGCCGAUGUUGCAGCUGCACAGCAGGCUGGAUAUGACAAAUCAUUACUAUCGCGCUUAACUCUGAAGCCAGGAAAGAUCUCAAGUCUGUCAAAAUCCAUCCGUGUACUUGCAGACAUGGAAGAGCCGAUUGGUUAUGUUUUGAAGAGAACAGAGAUUGCAGAUGGGCUCGUAUUAGAUAAGACGUCAUGUCCCUUGGGCGUUCUCCUGAUUGUUUUUGAGUCUCGACCUGAUGCACUUGUUCAGAUAGCUUCAUUAGCAAUUCGGAGUGGGAACGGGCUUCUCCUGAAAGGAGGAAAAGAAGCCAUGCGAUCUAAUGCAAUCUUGCACAAGGUCAUCACUGAAGCCAUCCCAGAUAAAGUGGGUAAAAAUCUUAUUGGACUAGUGUCUUCAAGAGAGGAGAUUCCUUAUCUACUCAAGCUUGAUGAUGUGAUAGAUCUUGUGAUUCCAAGAGGCAGUAAUAAGCUUGUUUCUCAGAUUAAGGAGUCGACAAAAAUUCCUGUUCUUGGUCAUGCUGAUGGAAUUUGCCAUAUUUACCUUGAUAAGUCGGCUAAUAUGGACAAGGCAAAGCGCAUUGUUUUGGACGCAAAGAUAGAUUAUCCUGCAGCCUGUAAUGCUAUGGAAACACUUCUAGUACAUGAGAAUUUGUUAAAGAAUGGUGAGCUUAAUGAGCUUACUUUGGAACUCAAAAAUCAAGGCGUUACCUUAUAUGGCGGACCAAGAGCAACUGCUGCAUUAGAUAUUCCAGGGGCACGAUCAUUUCAUCAUGAAUACAAUUCAAUGUCUUGUACAGUUGAAAUUGUGGAUGAUGUACAUUCUGCGAUUGCUCAUAUACAUUGCCAUGGAAGUGCACACACCGAUUGCAUAAUUGCUGAAGAUCCUGUAGUUGCAGAAGUCUUCCUUCGUCAGGUUGACAGUGCUGCUGUCUUUCACAAUGCAAGUACGCGUUUUUGUGAUGGAGCUCGUUUUGGACUCGGUGCAGAGGUUGGGAUAAGUACUAGUAGGAUUCAUGCUCGUGGUCCAGUUGGAGUUGAAGGACUUCUAACAACACGAUGGAUACUGAGAGGAAGCGGGCAGGUGGUCAAUGGUGAUAAAGGGGUGGUUUAUACGCACAGGACCCUCCAUCUGAAGUCACAAGACUCACAACAUCACGGUCUACCAAACGGUAAGCCUCGUUAGAAUAAUGUCAUGCUGUUCUAUGGACAGUGUUGUAAUUCUUCCUCAAUAGAUUUCUUGAUUACCUUUAGUAAAAUUUUGUAAUCAGAGUACUAUAUACCGUCGCCUAUAUAUAAUUCAAAAAGGCGCAAGGCUU